This is a messenger RNA of Chelmon rostratus (copperband butterflyfish), 2957 nucleotides long. Its product is annotated as microtubule-associated protein RP/EB family member 1-like. The record is from RefSeq and is a predicted model, not a curated record. Lineage: Eukaryota; Metazoa; Chordata; Actinopteri; Chaetodontiformes; Chaetodontidae. Gene Ontology annotation, cellular component: spindle midzone; microtubule organizing center; microtubule plus-end. The coding region runs from base 179 to 955 and encodes 258 amino acids. Gene Ontology annotation, biological process: spindle assembly; protein localization to microtubule plus-end; regulation of microtubule polymerization or depolymerization. The transcript has 7 exons. Gene Ontology annotation, molecular function: microtubule plus-end binding.
AUUGAAACGAUUAUUCGAUAGAGUGAACGUGAACUGCCAAAGGAAGAAAAAGCAGAAGUGGCAACAACGUCGAAACAAUUACAGAUAGGCUUUAUAUGACAUAGGUUUACAGCUGAGAACAAGAAAUCAUCGUGUCAAAGAACUGUGAAAGCCAAUCCACUCAAGCAGGUGACCGACAAUGGCUGUGAACGUGUACUCGACCUCAGUGACCAGUGACAAUUUAAGUCGUCACGACAUGUUGGUCUGGAUCAAUGAGUCUCUACAGAUGAACCUUACCAAGAUAGAAAUGUUGUGCUCAGGUGCUGCCUACUGCCAGUUUAUGGACAUGCUGUUUCCCAACUCUGUGCCUCUGAAGAAAGUUAAAUUUGGUGCCAAGCUGGAGCACGAAUACAUCCAUAACUUCAAGCUCCUGCAGGUUUCCUUCAAAAAGAUGGGAGUCGACAAAAUCAUUCCAGUAGACAAACUGGUGAAGGGGAAGUUCCAGGACAACUUUGAGUUCGUCCAGUGGUUUAAGAAGUUCUUUGAUGCCAACUACGAUGGGAAGGAGUACGACCCAGUGGAGGCGAGGCAGGGACAGGAUGCCAUGCCCACACCCAACUCUGCCAUGUCAGCUCUCAACAAACCCCCUAAGAAGACCCUGAAUCAAGCUCCUCAUAGGCCACCUGUUGCUAAAGUAGCACCCAAGUUGUCUAACGUCAGCGCGAGGAAGCCGGGGGUGGGAGGCGGCGAAGAGGAGCGAGCGGAGCUCCUGAAUGAGGUGGAGAUCCUGAAAUCUACCAUUCAGGACAUGGAGAAGGAGAGAGACUUUUAUUUUGGUAAGCUGCGGAACAUCGAGCUGAUCUGCCAGGAGAAGGAAGGAGAGGGCGACCCCACGCUGCAGAGGAUCAUCGACAUUCUCUACGCCACAGACGAGGGUUUCGAGAUACCGGAUGCUGAGGACCAGGAGGAGUUUUAAUAUUCAAGACUGCAAGCAAUCACUUAGAUGCCCUGGUCUAUAAACCCACCUCGAGAUCCUUCCUCAAGCCAAGACGACCAGUUUGGUUUUCUAUCCAACACCAAACUUGAUCUUGACUUGUGCCCCCCCCCACCCCCCACCCCCAUCCCGUCCCGAACCCAGAUCCCAAACCGCCGGACUUCUUCCUCUUGCUCUCAGCCGCCGUACAGCUCAGCUCCUUCUGUCCUGAAACAUCUUUAACCUGUCAUCGACAAAGCCUCGGCCACCUCCUCUUCUUCCCACACACCUGUCGUUCCCGCCCUCACCUGUAAACCCCGCCCUCCCCAAAACCUGAUCAAGCAGAACAUAUCUGCUCUUUGUAAUGGACUUGUGUUAAAGACACAGUGAUGUUCUCUCUCUGUGUGUGUGUGUGUGUGUGUGUGUGUCUGUCUGUCUGUCUGUCUGUCUGUGUCUGUCUGUCUGUCUGUCUGUCUGUGUGUGUGUGUGUGUGUGUGUGUCUGUCUGUCUGUCUGUCUGUCUGUGUCUGUCUGUCUGUCUGUCUGUCUGUGUGUGUGUGUGUGUGUGUCUGUGUGUGUGAGACCCUCCUCUGAAGACGCGGCUGUCAGCUCAUUGGUCACUUUGUCCCAGACUGACCUCAGUUCUUAGUUUUGUGCGUCUCCUGUUUCAUCAUUUGGAUGAAGAGAAACGAGAAAAAGAAAAAAAAACACACAUUCCCAACUAGAAGACGCAGUUUUGCGUCAUUUUUGCGUCUGAAGCGUGUUUCCGCCGGCCGGUCCCCAGCUGGUUGUGCUAACUAAGAAUUGCUGUUUUAAACCAGCCGUCGCUCAGUGCUGCUAGCAUCAUUUCAGAUGUAGCCGAUGUGUUUGCUGCAAACUGAAUGAGGAACAGCAGCCUGUGGACGGCACACGUCCACACUGGGGGGCUCAGGGUCUAGUCUGGGACAAGGUGGCCUUUUUUUCCACCCGUGACUAUCUGUGCCCACGACGGACGCCAUCCUGACUGCGUCCUGUCCAGCUUCAGAAGAGCUUCUGUAAAUUUCUGCUCCUGUUUUAGCACACAGUCCCCCACACGUCAUUUCACUUCCUCUCGUGUGUCUCGUGUUUUGGGGCGGGCCACCCGUCAGUCUCCGCUCUCUACAUGUGUUUUUUAUUUCGGUUGACUCACUGAAUGAUUGAUGGCUCCGUUGGAAAGAUUUUACUUGUGUGUAGAAACUUGUUUUCCAGCCACGACGGUAGAGAAAAGAGCAGAUCGCUUCUCUUUUUUCCUCCCACGUGACCUUCGUGUUCAUUCAGACUUCUGAACUGUGCGGUUCGUAACUCCAGGAGAAAGUGGCUUCCUCUCUGAGUCGACGUGAUCCACACAGUCCCAAACAGACCCCGUCAGAAUAAUCAGCAGUGAUUGUUUUGUCCGUUUCGUCCUCUGGAGCGUCUGUUUUAAGGCACGUGCACUGUUUUAUACCAGUGGCCCUUAAUCAGCCCCCAGCCCAGAAAAGUAGUUCCCGAAGGGCGAAGGGAGACCCAGACCGGCCACAUUACGAACACUGUGAGCUCCGAGCGCGGCGGAGCGGCGUGUUCGCUGCAGCCGCGGCUCGGCUGAAUCCUCCGCUCUGAUCACCCACCCUGGAUUCUGGUUUUUUUGUCGUGGCAUCAGUGAGUCGACGCUUGCUACGCUGAAGGCUGAUUCCUUUUUGUGAAUGCCUUUUUUUCCUAUUUCCACACCCCGAUUGACCAAUUUUAAUACUGAUGUAUGUUGUGGAUUUGAUUUGAGACCAGUUUGUCCACUGUACUGUGUAAAAGUGUCAUUAUUGACAGAUUUGUACCUGAUUUGAAUCAACACACUCGUGUUGAUUCCAACCUGUUGUCAUCACUUUAUCAAUGGCCUUAUUCAUAAACACACAACCGCUCUUGGUUUUACUUUAAUGUCAGUCUCUGCUGUUUUGGGGGCAAAUGUUUGUACUGUUAGUCAUUUUUUAUGUGUUCUGAAAUAAACUACAUUGGAGGCA